Messenger RNA from Anguilla rostrata (American eel), 3810 nucleotides. RefSeq lists its product as uncharacterized. NCBI's taxonomy places the organism in Eukaryota, Metazoa, Chordata, Actinopteri, Anguilliformes, Anguillidae. The record is from RefSeq and is a predicted model, not a curated record. The coding region runs from base 627 to 3629 and encodes 1000 amino acids. The transcript is spliced from 10 exons.
UUAAAAAAAAAAAAAACGAAUCACAGCCUCACAGGUGAAAACAAUCAAAGGCACAGCCGGCGUUUUCGGGGUUAGUUUGAAAAUGCACCCCGGGUCCGGCGAGCCACUGACUAUGGCUCAAGAAACGAGUUUAUGUAUCUUAUCGUAAAAAUGGAAAAAGUUAGUUUAGACACCCCAGUCGACAAUUUCGUCUGGUGGCUUUAUUUAUGGCCUGUGGACUGAUUUUCAGAGGCGUCGGGUGGAGAUAUGUCUCUGGCCUGCAAUAACUGCAUACUAAUCAAAACAAUUGCACGGAGGAAGGUGACCAUCACCAUGGACUGACGAGACCGGACAGCAACUGCUGGAACAGAAACAGGACUGACCGCAGCUAUCCUCCAAAGGUUACCACGACAGCUGCAAAAAAAGGACGCACCUGGAAAUAGCGGCGACAUUUUUGGUUUGCAAGGAGUACAUACAAGAUCUGAGAACAGGAACUGCAGAAAGCCAUUCGCUGUCUAACAUAGGGAACAUCCAUUAAGAGAACCCAUGACUUAAUUACCAUCCCAAAAUGUCAGACUCUCCACUCUGUUAUCCAGUAAUAAGGCUGAAGAUAAAAGUUCCUCAGAGCUUCAGGUGACAGUUUGAAAAUGUCAGAGUUUUUUAUGGAGUGUGAGGAGGAGGAGCUAGAACCAUGGCAAAGGAGCAUCCCAGAAAUUAAUCUGGUGGAUGAUGAUGCCGACGAUGAUGAACCCGUUUUUGUUGGAGAGAUCCGUAACUCUGAAGUGACUCCAAACACCAGACCAAGUCCCGCUCCUGUCGUAAAAGCUGUCAACCAGCAGGCUGGGGGCGGGGCCGGGGCCGCCGCACCGACGUCCCCCCAAAGGCCCCCACAGGCCACGGCCGGCGCCCAGCCCGCCUCCUGCACCUCCUCUGGGCCCAUAGUGCCCCAGCCCGCCUCCUGCACCUCCUCUGGGCCCAUAGUGCCCCAGCCCGCCUCCUGCACCUCCUCUGGGCCCAUAGUGCCCCAGCCCGCCUCCUGCACCUCCUCUGGGCCCAUAGUGCCCCAGCCCGCCUCCUGCACCUCCUCUGGGCCCAUAGUGCCCCAGCCCGCCUCCUGCACCUCCUCUGGGCCCAUAGUGCCCCAGCCUGCCUCCUGCACCUCCUCAGGGCCCGUAGUGCCCCAGCCCGCCUCCUGCACCUCCUCUGGGCCCAUAGUGCCCCAGCCCACCUCCUGCACCUCCUUCGGGCCCGUAGUGCCCCAGCCCGCCUCCUGCACCUCCUCCGGGCCCAUAGUGCCCCAGCCCGCCUCCUGCACCUCCUCCGGGCCCAUAUUGCCCCAGCCCGCCUCCUGCACCUCCUCCGGGCCCAGAGUGCCCCAGCCCGCCUCCUGCACCUCCUCCGGGCCCAGAGUGCCCCAGCCCGCCUCCUGCACCUCCUCCGGGCCCAGAGUGCCCCAGCCCGCCUCCUGCACCUCCUCCGGGCCCAGAGUGCCCCAGCCCGCCUCCUGCACCUCCUCCGGGCCCAGAGUGCCCCAGCUCGCCGUCAGGGCGACAGCGCCGUCCAUCACCAAGUCUUUACUCAUUACUGUGGCGUCUCGGCCUGGGUCCCUUCCCACCGUCACACGGCCCGUGUCCCACGCCCUAUCCGCACAGUCUCCCCGGGCCAUAAUUAUCAACAACCAGGGCUACAUAGUGACAUCUCCCCAAAUAGCCAACAACUCUACGUUCAUUGCUUCUCUUGGAAAUCAGUAUCCACCUGGAACAUCUUUCACCGUUCUUCCAGCUGGGCAGCAGUUGCUGCCGCAGGUGACUCCUGCGAAGGCUGUACCGGGGGUGGUCCGCAGGCCCCAGGUGCAGCUGAUACAGAACAGCAUUGUCACCCUGGCCAACGUGCAGAGCCCUCCGCAGCCAAAGCAGCCGGCUGCGCAGUUCAGCCCUACCAAACUGCAGCCUCUACAAAUGAACGCAGCCACACUUCAGCCCAUACAAUUGCAGGGUAUUAUGGGAAAAGGACCGCAGACUGAAGCGCUGAGCAGCCUGGCGAGCGCGAGCGAGGAGCUGAAGAGGAUCGUGUUGGAAAGCGCGCGUCGGCACGGGGCGCCGCUCAUACCCUGGGUGGGGACUUUCGGCCGAGGAAGCUGCCAGCUCGAGAGCUUCUUCGACCAGAUCAACCGCAGACCCGAGUUCGCCGACCAUCCGCUGCGGGACCCCUACAGGACGACGGCCUACUGGAGGAACCGGCUGGCGGACGCGCUCGCGCAGUGCGCGGAGGCGCGGGCCCUGUCCGGCCUGUCUGACGGGGCGUGGGGCGAGUUCCUGCAGCCGCUCAGGACGUCCGGCGCGUGGGCGUCCGACGUCGGCGACUACGUCCUGCCUGGGUUGGCUCACCUGUUCAGAGUGCACGUGCUCGUUUACCAGACGUUCUACAACCCGCAGCAGCCCACCCCCAUCGUGGUCGUCCCCGCCACGGUCUUCGGGGCCGAGCCCUUCGGCCGCAACCCGGUCAUUCUCGGCUGGAACUCCAGCCGCUACGAGAAUUUCGUUUGCACCUCCGACGAGUCCUUGCGGAGGACGGCGGAGCUGGUGGAGGAGUGGAGGAGCGGCGCCUACGCCGUGUCCGUUCACGAUGUCCCCUCUCUGCAUAGGCAGUGGGAGCAGGCCGAGGAUGAGAGGAGGCAGAGCGCUUGCAAGGAGGAGGACCCGGAAAAAAUAGAACGUAACGCGGUGGACUCUGAUUGGCCCGUUCCGCGCCUGAGGUGCAGGGGAUGCAGUAGAGCAUUUAAACGUAUCAUCCCUCACCUUGAAAGUAAAGGCGGUUCGGCGUGCAGGCAGCAUUAUUCUGAACAGGAAAUUAGCCGCCGCAAAGCCGCCAUAAGCCAUCACAAAGCGGCCUUGGCCAGGGCAAGACACAUACGGUACAUGGAAAAAAACACAGAUGAGGUAAGAGAUGGGUACAGGUGCAGGGUGUGCAAUAGAACGUUUAGGCGUAUCAUUUCUCAUCUUCACAGCAAAGGUGGUUCGGCAUGCAGACAGCAUUAUUCUGAACAGGAGCUAAGCCAUCACAAAGCGGCCAUGGCAAAGGCGAGGAAAAGGCGGUACAUGGAGAGAAACAUAGAUAAAGUGAGAGACGGCAACAGAGUCAGUGUUUCAAAGAGGAGAAAACUCGAACCGGACAAAGUGAGAGAGCAGAACAGAGCUGCCUCUUCCAAGAGAAGAAAACUCCAACCAGACAGAGUGAGAGAGCAGAACAGAGCUGCUUCUUCCAAGAGAAAACAACUCCAACCAGAAAAAGUAAGAGAGCAAAACAGAGCUUCUUAUUAUAAGAGAAAACAACUCCAACCAGAAAAAGUGAGAGCACAAAACAGAGCUUCUUAUUACAAGAGAAAACAACUCCAACCAGAAAAAGUGAGAGCACAAAACAAAGUGUCCCGUUACAGGUACAGACUUAAUCAUCCAGACAGGAUAUCUCACCAGAGGAAAAUGUACUAUAUCACACAGAAGAGGAGGCAGAACAUUUGCAAGGAGGAGGACCCGGCAGGGAUAGAACACAACACGGUGGACUCUGAUUUGCUCAUUCCAGACCUAGGAUGCAGGGGACGCACCGAUAUCACUUUUUCACUCCCGAUUCCGAUCCCAGUCCAUGAACUUUGAGUAUCGACCGAUACGAUACUAGUGUUUUUUUUUUUUUUUUUUCUCCUUUUAUUUCUCCUGUAUACAAACACUGGUUCAUUCUUGCUUCUAAACGGGUAACACCCAAGUAUGGAAAAGUUCAACGCCCCAUUUCCUAACUUUGUAAAUGGUUAGAAAUAAAAGUGAUAAGAGCAUGACUGAA